GCUUUUCUGAACUAAACGACCAUGCCGGCGACUUUCGAGUCCCCUUCUCCCUCGUCCUGGGUCCCGACUCCCUCUCUCUCUUUGAAGGUCGAGGUUUCAAGACUUGGGCGUAGGAGGACGCUCGACGGAAAGCUGCCAAGGUAUCAGGGAACCGUCGUAGUCGAGGGCGUUGCGCCAAAAAAUCAAAGGGCGUAGGUGAAGUGAGGAGGACGGAAGCAAGAGUUGCGGCAUUGGUUACCGCCGGCGCAUUAUUGUUUAGGGUUUGAUUAGUCUUGGUACUGAUUGGGUUGCAUCUUGGUGAGAGUGGAGGGGUGCAAGUGCACAGAGCAGUUCUUAGGAAGGGGUGCUGAGGGCUUCUAGAAAUGGCCUCGGCUCUUCUGACCAGGUCCUCGGGGUGCACUUUGGGCCUCUCCCUAAAUUACGUCGCAAAGAAGCAGGCAACAUGCCUGUCGAGUGCAUUGACCGGGUGUCCUUUGCUUUCUCGGAGUUCGUUCAGUGGAAGCAGGCUCGCUGCGCAGAGCUUCCAACAAAGCCGGACAACUUGCUCCACCAAGGCCGUGUUGGCCCCUGGGACGGAUACAGAGUUCCUUGCAUUUGCAGAGAACAUUGCAGCAAAGAUCAGGAAUGACCCCACCCCGGUCGACUUUGGGCUAUCAUAUGACGACUUCAACCAAGCCCUGGACGAGAAUGAGUUUACGUUUGAAGUUGGCGACAUUGUCCGUGGAAAGGUAUACGCCACCGACAGGGACGGCGUCUACGUCGACAUCGGCGCCAAGUCGACUGCCAUCUGCCCCAUCUCAGAGUGCAGCAUCUACAAAAUUGACCACCCCGAGGAGGCCGGCAUUGAGCCCGACUCCGAGCAGGACUUCAUGAUUCUGCGCAACGACAACCCGAAUGGCGAGAUGGUGCUGAGCAUCCGGCGGAUCCAGUACGAGCUGGCGUGGGACAAGUGCCGAAAGCUUGCUGCGGAGGACAAGACGGUGACGGGCACGGUUGUCCAAGAGAACCGGGGGGGUAUCCUUGUGUUGGUCGAGGGGCUGCGUGGCUUCGUUCCCCUGUCACAUGUUGCUACUAACAUCCCGCGUGAGCAGCUCCUUGGCGUGGAACUGCCCCUCAAGUUCCUGGAAGUCGACGAGGAGAAUUUGCGCCUGGUUAUGAGCAACCGGAAGGCUGCCGCCAAGUCCCAGAUGUCGUCCUUCGGCGUUGGCGAUGUCGUCAUUGGAACGGUCCAGGCUGUGAAGCCGUACGGAGCGUUCAUUGACGUUGGCGGAAUCAACGGGCUGCUGCAUAUCAGCCAAAUCAGUCACGAUAGGAUCACGAACGUGGAGACGGUGCUUUCAGAGGGGGACAAGAUCAAGGUGAUGAUCUUGAGCCAAGACUCCGACCGUGGCCGCAUCAGCCUGUCUACGAAAAAGCUGGAGCCGACUCCGGGUGACAUGCUGAGGAACCCUCAGCUGGUGUUUGACAAGGCUGACGAGAUGGCGAAGACUUUCAAGGAGCGGGUGGCAGCCGCAGAGGCUGCAGCACGGGCGGAAGAGAACCGGUUGAGGGCAGAGGGCUUCUCCACAGGGCCUUUCUCGGGGGUGGAGGAACUGGGGGACUUCUUGGAGGAUGAACCUGCAGCAACAUCAUCAUAGGUGAUGGUUGUCGGAAGAGAGUUGGGGGCGUUCUAAACAGCAAACGAACUCUGAUAUGAAGUUUUGUGAUCAGGAACAGGCUGAAGAGUAUGGAAAGCCAUGAGUGCAGUGGAGGGUAUUCUCUGUUGGCGCAAAGUAUUGAUCUUUAAUGAAAUACAAACCCGAAGGACAAGUUGGCCUCACCAUUCGUACGGCUUCACUUUCUAAUAUAAUGCGCAUUAUGCUAUGCCAGCGUGAGGGCCCUGCAUGGUCGUAAUGGUCGUCCUAAGACUCCCAGCUGAAAGUCCGGUGUUGAGGUCAGGCGAUCUCAUGUAGGUCCGAUCGACUGCGGAUUAAGUGACUACAAUUGGGC
Messenger RNA from Klebsormidium nitens, 1989 nucleotides. Lineage: Eukaryota; Viridiplantae; Streptophyta; Klebsormidiophyceae; Klebsormidiales; Klebsormidiaceae. The record is from the annotation of a GenBank genome assembly.